Molecule: messenger RNA, 2496 nt
Organism: Saxophila tyrrhenica
Lineage: Eukaryota; Fungi; Ascomycota; Dothideomycetes; Mycosphaerellales; Extremaceae
Exons: 2
Coding region: 1-2496 (831 amino acids)
Source: RefSeq, a predicted model, not a curated record
AUGGCUAAAUUGAGGACCGUCACUCCGAAAAAGGGUGCGAAACCCAAAGGCAUCGACACGCCUGAGUCCGCUCCACGCCGUUCGGCGCGAGACACCACACCUUCUGCGAAAAAGGUCGCCGCCGAUGCCCUGUCCGCAGUGUCGAAGGUCGUGAAGAGUGUCACUCCAGCAAAGUCUACGCCUGCUAAAGCGAGUACCACGAAAGCUAAAGCCACCACCGCCAAAGCAUGUCCAGCUAAGACGACACGCGCCACGACCAAGAAGUCCCCAGCAAAGGCCGAUGCUAAUGAGACGCCUGUGGAAGAAUCGCCAGCAAAGUCACGAGGCCGUCCCAGGAAGGCAGCAGCGACAGAGCCAUCCAAGGCUGAACCCAGCGGUGUCGCGAAAGAUACGAAACCCAUGCGCUUUCGCAGAGCUGGCGAUCCUUUGGCUACCGAGGACAACGGAGGCUGGAUCCCUAUUACGAAGAAGGCAAGCCCGGCCAAGCGAGGCGCAAAGGCGAAAGCCACUGGCGAUAAAUCCUACAAGAACCAGGAGACCGUCGAUGACGACAGUGAAGAUGAUGAUGGCGGUUUCAUGGGUAUCGUGCAGUCGAUCGAGGCGCUGAGUCCGCGAACGCCAAGCCGUCCCCGGAAGGAGAGCCCUUCUCGUGCGGUAUCCCGAAGUCCUGCACCCAGAGGACGUCGGCAGAGCCCGAAGAAGACGUCAGCAGCUGCACCAAAGAGCCCAGUCCGAGCGACCAGCAAGUCUCCGAAGCCACGGACCGUAGCCAAAGCGCGAUCGAAGAGCCCGCAGAAGAAAGCGCAAGCAAACGUUCUGGACGAAGACUCUGAAUUCCCGACCAAAACGCGCUCAAAGAGUCCCGCAAAGCCGGCGGCCAAGAGCCGCUCGAGGAGUCCAGGCAAGCGAGCGCCCGUCAAUGUUCACUUCCAAGACGAGGAAGAAUGUGAGCCAGAACCGGAUUUUGCGGAACUUCCGCCCAGCAGACGUUCUAAGAGCCCAUCGAAGCCGAAGACGACUGCUUCAAGCGACGAUCCCUCUGUCACAGCCAGAAAGCGUUCUGAAAGCCCAGCGAAGAAGGCAGGACCGGGACGUCCCAAGAAGCGACCGACGGAGAUCUCAACACGCACACGCUCGAGGAGCUCGGCAUCCCGAAGCCCGAGUGUUGAUGCCGCCCCUGAGAAUCUCAAAAUACAGAAGACGAGGGGUCUUGGCAGUCCCGUGAGAAUCCAACAGCCAGGCGCAAACGCAUCGCGCACUUUCAGUCCGCACAAACCAGCAUCGCAAGCCGGUCUACCUCAAACAGCCAUGAGGCCACGCAGCCCCAGUCCCGACAAGGCCGGAAAAGGCAAAUCAAAGAGCUCAACAACAAACAAAGCACGAUCACCGUCCCGCAAGCCCGACUUCUUCACCUGCUUCAACUCAAACUCGAUAGAAGGCAAGAUUUUGCAGCGCGUCGAAGCAGAAGCCUUCAAAUUUGCAAAAGCGAAAUUGGCAAAGAAUGAACCCUUCCGCGAAGUCCCGGACUGGAAGGCUGAGCACUACGAAGUGAUUGCAUUCAAGCGCGGCUUGGAUCGGGCGAGGAAGGAGUUUGCUAUGCGCACUAUCGCGGGUAAUGAGGAGCAGCACCAGAAGAAUUCACCCAAGAAGCGAUCGAGGUCGAAGUCGAGGUCGAGGUCGCCGAGCAAGAGCAAGAGCAAGGGUGAAGGUGGGAGCGAGCCGCCCAGUGUCAACGGAGUGGAUCCGCCUUCUGAAAGCGAGGAGAGUGAACUGGACGAGGACCGGGACUUCGUCUACGACGCUCAAACUGGCCCUGCGAAGAGGGUCCCGGCCAAGCGCAAGGCAGCCGACAGCCUGCCAUCUCCGCUCAAGAAAAUGGCUCGCACGCCCAGUCGCGGCAACAGUCCCACGAAGCGGUCUCCGACCAAAUCCUCACCACCAAAAGCCAAAGGCAAGCGCAAAGCCGCCACCACCAGCGAGCCCCCUCCCCUCGUCCGCGAGGGCGAGUCCUCAGCCCCGAACCGCGGCCCCAUCCAUUCCUCCACCAACCCGCAGUUCGUGCGCGGCAUCGACAACAAGCGCAACCCGUUCUUCGAAAGCAUGCCGGCGCCCGAGGUGUGGCAUAGACGCAUGCCGCCGUACUUUCCGUUCGGGGAGACGCCGUAUAUGGAGCAGGUGAUGAGCAAUCAGAUCAGUGCUGAUCUUGCGAAAGGCGAGAAGCCCGCUAAAGAAGCCUCGGGUUUGAAGUCUCUUUGGGGGUGGUUCGGAAGCAAGUCAAAUGCUGAGGCCCAGAAAGUCGAGAGCACGGCCCAGGACGGCGAGAAUCGAGUUCUUCCAGGACAACUGCCGUCAGCGACCGACGCUGAGAUCAAGAGGUUUGCGACGCAGCUCCAAGGGCAGAGCAAGGGGCAGAAGCGCAAGGCGUCCGAUGAACAGGUGGCGGCGCCGUCCUCCAAGGCGCCGAAGAGGCGGCGUGGCCCGGGGAGUGAUGAGUAG